This is a messenger RNA of Pseudocercospora fijiensis CIRAD86, 1330 nucleotides long. RefSeq lists its product as uncharacterized. The coding region runs from base 196 to 1293 and encodes 365 amino acids. Lineage: Eukaryota; Fungi; Ascomycota; Dothideomycetes; Mycosphaerellales; Mycosphaerellaceae. The record is from RefSeq and is a predicted model, not a curated record. The transcript is spliced from 5 exons. Gene Ontology annotation, molecular function: D-amino-acid oxidase activity; FAD binding.
UGCAUCACAAACUUCGUGAGCUCAUGCAAGCCGGCCGAUUGAUCUUUAUCUGGCCUAUCGCAGGACCCAUAAUACACCCAGUAACACCCGUAGGGCGUGCGGACCAACCGACUCUCCCUCAACAUUCUAUUCUAUCCACCAUCACAUAUCCUCCUCCCUCCACAUCCCCUCUCCCCCACCAUCAUUCUUCUCGAAAUGUCCUCUGACAUCGUCGUCCUCGGAGCCGGAGUCACAGGCCUCACAACCGCCUUGAUCCUCGCUCGUCAAGGCCAUAAAAUCACCGUCGUCGCUAAACAUAUGCCGGGAGAUUACGAUAUCGAGUAUGCGAGUCCUUGGGCGGGGGCGAAUUAUUUGCCUGUGUCUGUCAAGGGAACGGAAUUUGCGAGGUAUGAGGAAAAUACUUGGCCUGAGUUGGAGAGAUUGGCGAGGCAUGUUCCGGAGGCGGGGAUACAUUUUCAAGAGACGUACGUCUACCGAAGAGCGAAAGAUGUUGGGACGCCGGUUGGGGAUUGGUUCAAAGAGCUGUUGAGGGAAGAUGCGUGGUUUAGUAAUGUUGUGCCUAAUUUCAGAGUUCUUCCUACAUCUGAUCUGCCAAAGGGCAUUGAGGGUGGGACGGCGUUCACAUCGGUGUGCAUUAACCCGGCCAUAUACUUACCUUGGCUGGUCUCGGAACUCCUCAAGCUUGGUGCUGUGAUGAAGCGUGGAAUUGCAGGCCACGUUGCGGAUGCAGCGAAACUUCAUCACACCGGGAAGACGGCUGAUGUUGUUGUGAAUGCCACAGGUCUGGGGUCUCUGACGCUCGAGGGUGUAGCAGACACGAAGAUGUAUCCCGCUCGAGGACAGAUUGUGCUAGUGCGGAACGAAGCCGGGGUGAUGGCGUCGACAUCCGGCACAGACGAUGGACCCGAUGAAGCAGUGUACAUCAUGCAACGAGCAGCAGGUGGCGGCACCAUCCUUGGAGGAUGUUUACAGAAGGGCAAUUGGGAAUCUCAGCCUGAUCCGAAUCUGGCUACUAGGAUUAUGAAGCGUGCUGUCGAAUUAUGUCCGCAGCUGGUGCCUGAAGGAGCAGGUAUUGAAGGCUUGAGUGUGAUUCGACACGGUGUUGGACUCAGACCGAUGCGAGACGGUGGUAUUAGAGUUGAGAAGGAGGCUAUUGCUGGAAGGGAUGGGAGGAAGGUGAACGUGGUGCACAAUUAUGGGCAUGCUGGCUAUGGGUACCAGACGAGUUGGGGUGUCUGCCAAGCGGCUGCUACGCUUGCGAAUGAGGCACUGCAGCAGAAGGCGAAGCUAUAGAUCGAGUGGAGAGAAUGUCGCCAAGAUUCUGCAUGUG